Molecule: messenger RNA, 2112 nt
Organism: Thecamonas trahens ATCC 50062
Lineage: Eukaryota; Apusomonadida; Apusomonadidae
Exons: 1
Coding region: 226-1944 (572 amino acids)
Source: RefSeq, a predicted model, not a curated record
UGGACGACGACAGGCGUUCAGGUGAACGAGGUCGGACAAGGCGGGCAAGAAGAGCACAAGCAGAAGCAGCAGCGCGUGGUCUUGGUCCCCCUCGUCGCGGGUUAGCCUUUUGAGUCACUUGCGCUCGCCGAGAGGUCGUGGAACAAGGAGAGGCAAGCCGAGCGUUGUGGGUAGUCAGUCAGCACGGGUGCGACGACGGAUUGGGUGUGACGGCAAAGCGACAAUAUGAAUCGUAGCUCGUGGCAUGGCCUCACGGAAGGCCUGGAGACGGCGAUGACCAAGAGCGAGAAUGGGAUACUGCGGCUGCGGGAGCUGGUGGGAUAUCUGAGCAAAAUGGCGGAUGUGCACGAGGAUGCUGGCAAGGCCAUGUCCAAGUAUGGCAAGACCAAGCUGUCCAAGCUGACGCCGAUGGAGACGGCGAGCGAGAUGAGCGAGGCGAUGCUGCAGAUGGUGGCAAUGGACGAGAUGCUGGCCGACGAGCAGGCUGCGUACAGCGGGCCGGCGACGCAGCGGGCGGUCUUCCGGGUCCUCAACGCGCAGACCGGGUUUUGGGCGGCGUUCCAUGCCGACGCAGCGCAGGUGCUGUCGGAGCGGGCGGAGGAUUUGAGCACACUAGUCAAGUCGCAGUCGAGGGCCGUGAGCGAGUUGCAGCGUGCGGUGCGGAAGGAUGUUGCGGAGCUCGAGAGCCGCGAGGCCGACGCCGAGAGCACGCGCAAGAGCUACCAUGAGCGAUGCGAGGCGGCAGCCGAGGCGCGGCGGGCGGUGGAGGCAGCGACGGGCGAUCCACAGGUGACGGCGGACAAGUAUGCGGCGCUGGAGCGCAAGGCCGACAAGGCGCAGCGACGGGCCGAGGAGGCCGAGGCGUCGUACGACGCGGCGCUGGCGGGGUACAACGCGUUUUUGGACGAGGUUGUGGGGCGGCGGCGGAUGGCACGGCUCGACGAGCUCGGGGCGGCGGCGACGGUGCGUGCGGCAGAGACCAAGAGAACGGUGGACGCGCUGAUCGAAGCUCAGUAUCCGCAACCGUGUCCGCACGACCGGUCGCGACAGCAGCUCGGAGUACUGGCGGAGUUUUUGGACGGCGAGCGAGAUGUGCGGAACAUGCUCGUGGCGUGCGGCUAUGAGGGCAUGGCGCCGCCGCCGCUGGCCAAGGACGUGUUCAAGGACGAGAGCAGUGGCGGCAUUGUCCACGCCUCGGCUGACUUUGAGCGUAAGUUUGAGGCGUACGCUGGCAAGCCGUUUGCCGAGGAGAAGGCUGCGCGGCGGGCGGCGCGGGCGGCGCGGCUGCGGGCGCGGGGCGUGUUUGACUCGCCGGUAGGGCGGGAGCCUGCAGGUGAGAGCGGGCCCAAGCCGGACGUGCUGCUGGUCUCGCCGCGCGGCGGAUCGCGGACGCGGCGGCGGCGGCCGUCUGUCUCGAUCCCGCAGAACCGGCCGCUGCCGUCGCUGCCGCCGCAGCGUGGGCGGACUAAGCAGCGGUCGGCGACAGUCUCGAUUCCCGAGGCCGACGAUGAUGGCGACGACAACAGGGCGGCUCCUGACGAGAGCUCCAAGUCAGCACCGACCUCCCCCCGCGCGCGGAGAAUGCCGGCGACGCGGAGCAACCGCAAGAUGUCACUCGGCGGUGCAGGCCUACCGCCGCCCAAGCCCAAGCGCAAGGCGUCGGUGCCGAACGUGGCCAGGCGUGCAAGCGUCUCGCCGAGCAUUUCACCGGAAGGUGCGGUGCCGGCACGCGUCGGGGCGCCGUCGCCGUCGCUUUCGCCGUUGCCAGGCCUCUCGCCAGCAGCCUCGCCAGCGGUGUCGCGGACAGCAUCGCCGAUUCCCGGCGGACCGGCGCCGGCCAAGCCGGCCCGUACCCGAGGAGUCUCUGCAGGCCCGCCCAAGCCGAGUCGCGUCACGCGGCCUCGUGCCGAUUCUGAGCGCAGUAGCACCGUCCACAAUGGCUGAAUGCCAUACUCAUGGCAAGUGUCUUCCGAGUGCGGCGAGGCCGAGUCCCCGUCGCGAUCGUCGACGCCGCAGCCGCGGGCGCUUGAGUCCCUGCUGGGCGCCCGCGCUCAAUCUCAUUGCUCAUAGAAGUGUGCGGCGCGGCGAGAGUGUAAACGCGUAAGAUGUGCA